Eupeodes corollae is the source of this 2064-nucleotide messenger RNA. RefSeq names its product histidine--tRNA ligase, cytoplasmic (gene HisRS). The coding region runs from base 349 to 1986 and encodes 545 amino acids. Gene Ontology annotation, molecular function: histidine-tRNA ligase activity; ATP binding. The record is from RefSeq and is a predicted model, not a curated record. Lineage: Eukaryota; Metazoa; Arthropoda; Insecta; Diptera; Syrphidae. Gene Ontology annotation, cellular component: cytoplasm; mitochondrion. Gene Ontology annotation, biological process: mitochondrial translation; histidyl-tRNA aminoacylation. The transcript has 7 exons.
UUGUACAUUACAUUUUUUUUACUUUUGCAUUUAACCUCGUGUAAAGAAAAGACGUCCGCAUUUCGUUUCGUGGAAAGAAAUAUAUUAAAAGUUUUAAUCUUUGAACUGAUAUGUGUAAAUAUUUUGCAUAAAUAUAAACAUUCAUGAAUUAAAACUAUCCAAAAAGACAAACAAUUGUGUGUUCUCCCUGUAAAAAUACAAUAGAAUGAGUGAAAAUCGCGAACAACUCUUGGAAUCAAUAAGGUGUCAAGGAGAAGUGGUCAGGAAAUUAAAAGCUGCCAAGGAACCCAAAGAUAAGGUUUAAAUCGAGUCUGGGCAUAAUCCAGUUAUUAGUUAUUAGUUGUAAAAAUGUUGCGUCACUUUAGCUGCCGCCUUCAUAAUUAUUCGCGACAAAUUCAAACAAUUUUUCUAAAUCAACAACAAGUCAAUAAUAAUUGUUUGCAUAAUUCAGCAAAAUUAUUUAAAAUUCAAACUAGUCAAACUAUACAAAAUAAAAACAACAACAAUAAUAAUGAUACUGAUGAUGAAUCCAUUGUACAGGAAAUAUCAAAGAUUGAUGCUGAGGUUUCUAAACUCUUGGCGCUAAAAGCGCAGUUAUCAGAAGACAAUGGAACACCCCAGAAAUUCACCUUGAAGACACCAAAGGGAACACGAGACUAUAGCCCGGAGCAAAUGGCCUUAAGGCAGAGCGUCCUUGAUAAAAUCAUCGCUGUCUUCAAGAAACAUGGUGCUGAGUCCAUUGAUACUCCUGUUUUCGAACUUAAAGAAGUUCUAACAGGAAAGUAUGGUGAAGACUCGAAACUCAUAUACGAUCUCAAAGAUCAGGGUGGUGAAAUUCUUUCGUUGCGCUAUGACCUUACAGUUCCUUUGGCUAGAUAUUUAGCCAUGAGCAAAAUAUCGAGUAUUAAGAGAUAUCACAUUGCGAAAGUCUAUCGACGUGAUAAUCCCUCUAUAGCACGUGGACGCUAUCGUGAAUUUUACCAAUGCGAUUUUGAUAUUGCUGGAACUUAUGAUCCAAUGCUGCCAGAUGCUGAGUGUGUUAAAAUUGUCGUAGAAGUACUUGAAGGUUUGGAGAUGGGUGAUUUUGUGGUCAAACUUAACCAUCGUCAAUUACUCGAUGGUAUGUUCGAAGCCUGCGGAGUUCCCACUGACAAAUUUAGAGCAAUUUGCUCCACAGUCGAUAAGUUGGAUAAGAGUCCUUGGGCGGAAGUCAGAAGGGAAAUGAUCGAAGAAAAAGGCCUUGAUGAAGUAUCGGCGGACAAGAUUGGAGAAUACGUACAACUCAGUGGUGGUGUAGAAUUAGUUGAUAAAUUGCUUGAAGACGAAAAACUUAAAUCUAUAAAAUCAGCUGUGAAUGGCUUAGAAGGAAUGAAAUUGCUUCUCAAGUACUGCAACGCUAUGGGAUUAAGUAAAAGGAUAUGUUUCGAUCUGAGUUUGGCCCGUGGACUUGAUUAUUAUACAGGCGUUAUCUAUGAAUGCGUGCUUAAAGCAGAACCCAAGAUCGCACAAAAUGGGGAUGAGGCUGGAACUGUUGGUUCGAUUGCUGGAGGUGGACGUUAUGAUAACCUCGUUGGAAUGUUUGACCCAAAAAGUAAACAAGUCCCUUGCGUGGGUGUAUCGAUUGGAGUAGAGCGAAUAUUUUCUGUGCUAGAAGCAAAGAACGCAGCCAGUGGUGUUAAGACUCGAACAACCGAAAUUGAGGCUUAUGUCGCUUCGGCUCACAAAGGACUCCACGAAAAGAGAUUACAAAUUUUAAAUCAAUUGUGGGACGAAGGAGUUAAAGCUGAACACUCUUACAAGCUUAAUCCAAAACUAUUGGCACAAUUGCAAUAUUGUGAAGAAAAUGGAAUUCCAUUGGCUGUUGUAUUCGGUGACUCAGAAUUGGGAAAAGGAAUAGUGAAAAUUCGAGAGAUUAAAACGCGGAAAGAAGAAGAAGUUAAGAUCGAGAACUUAGCAGAUGAGAUCAAAAAACGUCUACGAACUUAAAGACCCUCUAUAUGAUAAGCAUUUUAUGAUAAAUUGUAUUUAUUUAUUUAUAUAAUACUUAAAGGAAAGCACUCUCUG